AUGAAUAUGAGUGUGAUUCCAAUAAUGUUGUACAACAUCUGUUAUUUGAUUCAACUCAUCGUAAGAAUCUUGAUAGUAGUGAUUUCAACUGAUCUCAGCACUUCUAAUGGAACUUAUUCUCAAAGUAGAGUGUCUGUGUAUGCAGCCAGCACUCAGAUUCUACUGGUUGUGAGUAUAACGAUUAGAUUUUUAUUCAGUUACUACAAGUCUAUCAAACAUAGAAGAAAUGAUUAUUUAGCAAAAUAUUCAAUCGAAUAAGAUAAUGUGGCUGCCCAAGACAUAUUGAGCAUACUGGUGCCUAGAUUUGUGAGAUAACAAAUUUAGACAGGAAUAUUUGCAAUGUAAUAAGCUUAGGAUGAUGUUUCAAUAUUGUUCGCUUACAUUUGUGAUUUUGACACAAUUAUGAAGGAAGAAGGCAAAAAUGUAGUAUUGAUGUUGGACUCAUUGUUUAGACUAUAUGAUAAUUUGUGUAUUCAACAUGGAGUGCAGAAGAUUGAAACCGUUGGAUACACAUACAUGGCUGCCACAGGAAUUAAGGCAUGUGAAUAAAACAUGACAGCUCAUGUGACCAGGAUAGAGAAGACUAUGAGAUUAGUUAAUAUGGCAUUUGAUAUGAUGUAAUAAGUGCAAGGGAGAAAGUAUGGAAAGGGUAAUCAAAUUGAGAUGAAAAUUGGAAUACCAUGUAGGUCGUGUGCAUUGCAAGGUGUGAUAGGUCAUCAUAAACCACAAUUUUCUUUGAUAGGACGAAUCCAUGUCAAUUAGACGAGUCGAGUGGGGUCUACUGGAGACACAGGAGCCAUAACAUUGAGUGAACAGGCUUUUAAAUAGGCAAGACAUGGGAUCAAGUACUAUUAGAAGAAAUAGAAGGAAGCCAAAGGGUUAGGAAUCAUAGACACUUAUUAAGUGUUCAAGACUAAACCAAUUGGUUAUUAAAUACCAAAGGCAUUUCAAUUAUGGUAGAACUGCACUAAGCUUGUUGUAAAAGAGUUAAGGUAACAGGGAAGUUCUAAAACAAAAAAAUAAAGAUAGUUCCUAUCAUAAUUACACAACUCAAUAUAUCAGGAUAACUUGAAAUAGUAGAGCAGACUAGAAAUAUCUCCUAAAGGGCCAUACCCUGUUCAAGGGCAAUAAGGGUCCGUUCAUGAAGAUAAUAGAUCAAGAUUAACAUUACCAGCAUAACCUGCUGAAUAAGUGCCAACUGAAGAUUCAGUAUUGAUAACAAAUGAAUAAGACGAGAGAGAGUUGGACUUGGAAUUGAUUAAACCAAAUCUUAUUCUUGACAUACCAGAGAAUGAAAUAAAAUCCAAUUUCAAUCAAAUUGUUAAGGAACAAAAUGUAGAUGAAUCUAGAGUGGGUAUGAUAUUUUUGUGGAUCACUUAUUUCGUUAUUACUCUGUUAUCAAUAAUCGUUCGUAAAUUGUUUGAUCAUGAUUUGUUGAUCUUCGUAUUGAGAGCUAUUUUCCUGAUUGUGUCAUUAGUUCUAUUUCCAAUCCUAUCCAAGGCUUAUAGAAAUAGAGUAGUUAACACCAUGUACUACAUCUUGCUUAUAUAUGCUAUCUUCACUGUGCUUUUCUAGGCUUAUUUAACUGACAAUAGAGAAGUAGCCAUCAUUUGUCUACUAGAAAUACUGUACAUUAUGAUAGUGUCUUGCUAGAUGAAGAUGUUUUCAUUUCUGUAAGUAAUACUGUAUAUGAUGAUCAUGUUUGGAUUGUUCUUAGGGUUCUACAUCUCUUCAGACUUAAUCACUCAUUAUGCAAUCUUCUAUAUUUGUUGUUGCAUGCUGAUCCUAUUAUUGGGAUAUUAUCUGGCAAUGAGUGAACAAAUCCAAAUGUUCAACAAUUUGUAGAUCAAUGAAGAAAAGAAGGUCAAACGAAUUAAUCUUGUCAGUUAACUAUUACCUAUGCACUCCUACCUUAAAAUGAAGAAUAGUAACAUCUACGAUAAGAGUGACUUUAUAGAUGAGUUUGAUGAUGUGACUCUCCUUUUUGCUGACAUUAAAGGAUUCACUGAGUACUCUCAUACUCAGACUCCAGAAGGUGUAGUAGUAAUGUUGAGAAAUCUCUUCACUGAAUUCGAUAAACUUUGUCAAAGAUACAAUGUCUACAAAAUGUACACUAUUGGUGAUUGUUAUGUUGUCAUGGGAUUCACUAAUAGUGCCAAACGAAAUCCUAUUUAAGAAGCCAUUAACACUGUCAAAAUGGGAUUUCAGAUGGUCGAUAUCAUCAUGUCAGUUAGAUAGAAAAUCAAAUUUGAUAAAUUAAAUAUGAGAAUUGGUAUCCACACUGGCUAGGUAACUGGAGGUAUCAUAGGAACUGAUAUUGUACGAUAUGAUAUCUAUGGAAAAGAUGUCUCCGUUGCCAAUAAAAUGGAAAGCAGUGGAGUUGAGGGAAGAGUUCAAGUCUCUGAGACCACUAAGUUAAUGAUAGAAAGAGCUGAAAAACAUGCUUUCAACUUCAAAUUCCACCAUGAUGUUGAGUUGAACAAAUUCAAUAUGAAUAUCAAGGGAUUCCUUGUAGAUUGGGAUAAAACAAGAGAAGAGGCUAGUCUAGAUCCAUAUAGAUCACCAAGUCACCAUAUAUGA
Molecule: messenger RNA, 2580 nt
Organism: Paramecium tetraurelia
Lineage: Eukaryota; Ciliophora; Oligohymenophorea; Peniculida; Parameciidae
Exons: 4
Biological process (GO): intracellular signal transduction; adenylate cyclase-activating G protein-coupled receptor signaling pathway; cyclic nucleotide biosynthetic process
Molecular function (GO): adenylate cyclase activity
Source: RefSeq, a predicted model, not a curated record